Molecule: messenger RNA, 2016 nt
Organism: Lactuca virosa
Lineage: Eukaryota; Viridiplantae; Streptophyta; Magnoliopsida; Asterales; Asteraceae
Source: the annotation of a GenBank genome assembly
AUGAUAUUGGCUGGAAACAUGGCAAAAAAGUUGAAGGAACUACAAACUGGGUGUUGUGCAAUUAUUGUCCAAAUGUUGCCAAAGGUGGGAUUACAAGACAUUAACAUCACCUUGCUGAAACAAGAUAAAGUUGAAAGGAAUCACAUUCCUCACUUUGAUGAUGAUGUGGUGGAUAUAAAUGAUGAAGAUGAAGAAGAAGUUGGUGAGGUUCCUUUCUCGUUAGGCAAGAGGGCUAAAUUGUCUUCCAAGUCAACCCUACACAACAAGAAAGUAAAAGGCGCUUUGGAUACUCAUUUCAGGCCAUCCAAUGAAACAGGGAAGAAGAAGGGGUACUUGGUGGGAACCCCCGAACAUAACCAACUUCACAAAAAACUAAGACGUGACGCGGUUCAGAAGUUCGCCCGUUGGAUGUAUGAUGCAGGUCUUGCAUUCAACGCGGUGAAGUAUGAUAGUUUAGGGCCCGCACUUGAAGCCAUUGCUAUACAUGGUCCCGGUAUGAAACGCCCUAGCUACCAUGAGGUACGUGUUCCCCUGUUGAAGCUAGAGAAGGAGCACACAAAGAAACUUUUGAUACUUAAUGAGACCGAGAAGAAGGCAAUCGGGUGUUCUUUGAUGGCUGAUGGUUGGAGGGACCGGAAAGGAAGAGCACUUAUCAACUUCUUAGUGAAUACUCCACGAGGAAGUAUGUUUCUAGAAUCUGUAGAUGCAUCUUCUUAUUCUCAUACAGCAUUGGCUGAUUAUGAGAGAAUUGAAGCAAAAUAUCCACACAUCUAUUGGACUCCGUGUGCUGCGCAUUGCAUUGACCUCAUGCUUGAAGACAUCUUCACAGUGACUCAUCUUAAGAAGACACUAGAUAAAGCAAUUGCGGUUAACACUUACAUUUACAACCGUACAUUGCUAUUGAAUAUGUUGAGAGACUUUACGGGUCAAAGAGAUAUGAUUAGGCCCGCAAAGACCCGGUUUGCAACCGCCCUCUUAACUCUGAAUUGCUUUAGGAGUCAUAAGACAAGUUUGAAGAAGUUGUUCACGUCUGAAGCUUGGAACAAAAGCAGGUUCAAAGGGGAGGAGGGAGGAACUCAAUGUGUCACAACUAUUUUUUCAUCUAGUUUUUGGAUUAACAUUGACAUUGCUGUCAAAGUUGGUGAACCAUUACUAGCGGUGCUUCGAUUGGUAGAUAGUGAAAGAAAGCCGGCUAUGGGGUACAUUUAUGAAGCAAUGGAUAGGGCAAAGGAGCAGAUUGCAUACUCAUUCAACAACAAAUUUAACAAAUACAAACCUUUCUUCAAAAUCAUUGAUGAUAGGUGGAAUUGUCAACUUCACCAAGAUUUGCAUGCGGCUGGUCACUAUCUGAAUCCAAGUAUUUUUUACAACAACCCAGGAGUGAAAGAAGAUAGUGAGCAUAUGACUGUUAAAUUAAGAACAACACUUGCACCAGCGAAAUGGUGGAUGCAAUAUGGAUCAUCAGCACCAACACUUAAGAAGUUUGCUGUGAAGGUGUUGAGUCUUACUUGUAGUUCAUCAGGGUGUGAGCGUAAUUGGACUGUUUUUGAACAUAUCCAUUCGAAAAAAAGAAACCGUCUUGAAAGACAAAAACUAAAUGAUUUAGUUUACAUCAAAUAUAAUAGAGCAUUAAGGAGGAGGUAUGAUAUGCGGGAUAUGAUCGACCCGAUCAUCUUGGAAGACUCUCACAUACAUGACCCGUUCGAAUGGUUGGCGAGUGAUGAUGAUGGUCUUGUGUUUGAGGGUGAUGACUUGAGAUGUGAUGUUGUGGCAGAGGCUAUGGGGGUGGAUGAGCCGGUUCAUCUAACUAGAAGAACAACACUAGGUGGGAGGCAAGGGGGGAUGCAGGGGGCUGUUGGGGUUGCUGGGUCGAGCUCACAAGGUAGAGCUAGAGCUAGACAACCCCAUUUCGUAGAUGAACCUGAAGAGGAAAAUGAUGUUGGGGUUUAUAAGGAGUUUGUUGAAAUAGAGGGGGAAGAUGAACUCGUAUUUGAGGAGGAUGAGGAUAACGAUUAG